AUGGUAUUUCGUGGUCGUCCGUCAAAGGCCUGCCAGCGCUGUCGGACUCGGCGGUUAAAGUGUGACUACCGUCGGGAUUCGUGCACGCCAUGCCUUCGUGCAGCUGUGGUCUGUCACGGACAUCGGGACUCAGAGGAGAUUCGUAUUGAGGAUCAGACCGAGGAGACGCGGCGCAAGGUUCUACUGAAGUCGAAACAUGUCAGCCUGACCGAGUCUUCGCUGUCAGUCUCAGUCGACAUCCAGGCCCGUAUGGUCUUCUUCGCCCAUUAUGUGUCUGUAGGCUCCCGUGGAUGGGACUUUCUAGUUCGAUGGCAGCGUGAGACAGAGGUGGUACCUCGUUGGUUGGAUGCGAGCAUUGACGCAGUGAGCCUAGCUCUUCUGGCGCAUCAACAUGUCUCUCUCCCUUUAUUGUCCCUGGCUCGUCAGCGGUAUGCUUUGGCUUUGGGUGUGAUGAAACAAGCUUUGAAAGCUCCCCCGAAAGCGAAAGAUAGCCUGGUUGCGGCAUCGCUACUGUUGGAUCUCUUUGAAAAGAUCACCCACACCGAAGCGAGCGUCAUUCAAUUCUGGCCGAGCCAUGUCAACGGCACACUGGCUUUGAUCCAGAAGAUAGGAGUACAGUACUUUCAAGAUCAUUAUGCCCUACGCAUCAUAUCACGAUUUUUAACCAAUUAUAUGAUCAGUUGUGUGGCCAGCGCGCAUGCCGUCUCCAAAGAGGUUCUUGUACUCCGUGACCAUCUGGAGCGUCAUUUGAACUUGAAAGACGAUCCCAAAUGGCAGAUGUCGGGGCUGACGAUACAGUUUGCUUCUUUCCUCAGCGCGAUUCGUACCGGCAGAUGGUCACUUCAGGAGAGCAUGGCUCACGCACAGGAGCUUGACCAGGCCCUUUUAGCGCACUCGCAGAAUAUACCUCCAGACUGGCAGCCGGAAAGGCGAUUUCUGCGGCACCCCUUGCCCCAUGUGUAUGGCCAGCAGGUGGACUUGUAUCGUGAUCGCCAUGUCACUCAGACAUGGAAUGUCGUGCGGCAGAUACGCAUCCAACUGAAUCAAUAUCUCCUGGACUGCUAUGACAAGCUGAACGCAAUCCACGGAGUCAACCAGAUCGCUGCGUCUGAAGCUGCGUUGAGUAAUAUUGCAGCACUGUCGCUCGACGUAUACGCCUCCGUCCCACAGUAUGCAGGUUACGGCUGCCGAUCGAAGCGCAGCCAAGAGCAGGCAGAUAGCACAGACCUCUCCAUUGUCCCCCAGAAGGGCUGCGACAAAGUGCAUACACCGUCCGAGGUCCUCGACUGCUACACUCUUCUGUUUCCUAUGUACGUUGCCGCUCGAUCCAAAGCAGCCACAGUCGACCAGAAGCAGUGGGUCUCGUACAUGUUUCGUUAUAUCAGUGAUCACUUUGGCAUUCGUAAUGCCUUACUCCUGGCACCAAUACUCGAUCAGAAUACUGAUAUUAACCCAUGGUGUAUUUAUGCCAUGUUAGGGGGAUACGGAUUUGCCGCUUGA
This is a messenger RNA of Aspergillus pseudoviridinutans, 1500 nucleotides long. Its product is annotated as Zn(II)2Cys6 transcription factor domain-containing protein. The coding region runs from base 1 to 1500 and encodes 499 amino acids. Gene Ontology annotation, biological process: regulation of DNA-templated transcription. The transcript is spliced from 2 exons. Gene Ontology annotation, molecular function: zinc ion binding; DNA-binding transcription factor activity, RNA polymerase II-specific. The record is from RefSeq and is a predicted model, not a curated record. Lineage: Eukaryota; Fungi; Ascomycota; Eurotiomycetes; Eurotiales; Aspergillaceae.